Molecule: messenger RNA, 1221 nt
Organism: Schizosaccharomyces cryophilus OY26
Lineage: Eukaryota; Fungi; Ascomycota; Schizosaccharomycetes; Schizosaccharomycetales; Schizosaccharomycetaceae
Product: Sm snRNP core protein Smb1
Exons: 2
Coding region: 242-685 (147 amino acids)
Biological process (GO): mRNA splicing, via spliceosome
Cellular component (GO): U5 snRNP; U2-type prespliceosome; U4 snRNP
Molecular function (GO): RNA binding
Source: RefSeq, a predicted model, not a curated record
CUUCAUAGGGUUUUGUGCCUUCUCUGCCAUAUUUGUAUGAUUUUUGGUGGAUGCCAACUUUUUGUCUAACGCAUUUCUCAUUCUCACAAGAAGUUUCGUUGUGACAUUGUGACUGUUGCUUUGUUGCCAGGGUAGGGUUAACCUCACCACCAUCUUGCCAGUGCUCAAGUUGACAGAGCUCAUAUUCCUGCAUCAAUAAGCGAUUCGCUGUAGGGUUUUUUUAAUAUAAAUUUAAUUCAAAAUGGGUACAACAAAGAUGGUUUCUUUGUUGAAUCAUUCUUUAAAUGUAACUACAAAAGAUGGACGAACUUUUGUAGGUCAAUUAUUAGCUUUUGACGGCCAUAUGAACUUGGUUCUGAGUGACUGUCUGGAAUAUCGUCACAUCCGUAAACAAAAUAAUCCUUCUAACUCUGUGUACGAGGAAAAACGCAUGCUAGGUCUUGUAAUUCUUCGUGGUGAGUUUAUUGUCUCACUCUCUGUUCAAGGUCCACCACCCAUGGAUCCAUCUAUGAGAGGCGGUUUGCUUAGUGGUCCUGGUGUUGCUCGUCCUGCUGGCAGAGGAAUUCCUCUUGGACAAGCACCUGUUGGUUUAGCUGGCCCUGUUCGCGGAGUUGGUUUCAGCGCUCCUCCUCCUCCAGCUGGUUUUGGACGAGGCGCUCCUCCCCCAGGUUUCCGUCCUGUAUAAAGAUGUCGCAAGCAUAUGGUAUUUUUUUCUUUUGCUAGACAACAGGUACUCGCAAGGAUUAUGUCCAUUUAUCAUCAUCCUUGGAACUACUUUACGUGAAACCUACUCUUCCGGAAUGGCGAGUCGAUCAUUGUAUUUUAAACGGCAGAAGUCUUAUAUGCUCGUCUUCCUCGAUCAUUGUACGAUACUUUAUCUGCUUUUUAGUCCAUGGAUAAUGAUGCUUUCAAUGAUGACUCUUACAUUCUUUAGUGCAUGAUACUAGCGCAGGAAAAAGAAAACCGAUCUUUGAAUCAUUUCUCUUGUACUAUAGAUUAUAUUUACCAAAAAAGAAAAAAAAAAAAAGAAGAAAAUCCCUACGGUUAUACUAGCUUAUGUAAAACAUACUUAUAACUGUUACUCACGGACUGUUCAUGUUAGAGAAUUUAUGUUAACGCAAAUAUCAUCAAUUAUUAUUGAAUAGAAACUUCUAAAACCAAAUUUCCGCUAUAUACAAUGAUUAAUGUAGUUUUAUUUAAUUUAAAUUUUUUUAACCCCAA